UUUGCGUUCGCUUUGGGGCUUUCGAACCUACCGCCUCUCCCCGCGUACCAAGAUGGCGGCAGAAGCAGCCGGUGGGAAAUACAGAAGCACAGUCAGCAAAAGCAAAGACCCCUCGGGGCUGCUCAUCUCUGUGAUCAGGACUCUGUCUACCAGUGAUGAUGUUGAAGACAGAGAAAAUGAGAAGGGUCGCCUUGAAGAGGCCUAUGAGAAAUGCGACCGCGACCUGGACGAUCUGAUUGUGCAGCACUACACAGAACUGACGACUGCCAUCCGCACGUACCAGAGCAUCACGGAGCGAAUCACCAACUCCCGGAACAAGAUAAAGCAGGUAAAAGAGAACCUGCUUUCAUGCAAGAUGCUACUGCAUUGCAAACGGGAUGAGCUUCGGAAACUGUGGAUUGAAGGAAUUGAACAUAAGCAUGUCCUGAAUUUGUUGGAUGAAAUUGAGAAUAUCAAGCAAGUACCUCAAAAGCUGGAACAGUGCAUGGCCAGCAAGCACUAUCUGAGUGCCACCGACAUGCUGGUGUCAGCAGUUGAGUCUUUGGAGGGGCCCCUGCUCCAGGUGGAAGGCCUGAGUGACCUUAGGCUGGAGCUUCACAGCAAGAAGAUGAACCUUCACUUGGUUCUCAUAGAUGAAUUGCACCGGCACCUGUACAUCAAAUCUACCAGUCGAGUUGUGCAGCGUAACAAGGAAAAAGGGAAAAUGAGCUCCCUUGUGAAAGAUGCUUCUCCUGUUCCUCUGAUUGAUGUCACAAACCUUCCUACUCCCCGGAAAUUCCUUGAUACCUCUCAAUAUUCUCUUGCUGGAAGCUCAAGUAUGAGGGAGAUAAAUCUGCAGGAUGUCAAGGAGGAUUUAGAAUUGGAUCCAGAGGAGAACAGCACCCUUUUUAUGGGUAUCCUUAUCAAGGGGCUGGCCAAACUGAAGAAGAUCCCAGAGACAGUAAAGGCAAUCAAAGAGCGCUUGGAGCAGGAGUUAAAGCAAAUUGUGAAGCGGUCUACGACCCAGGUGGCAGACAGUGGCUAUCAGAGGGGUGAGAAUCUCACUGUGGAGAACCAGCCAAGGUUGCUUCUAGAACUGCUGGAGUUAUUGUUUGACAAGUUUAAUGCUGUAGCCACUGCACACUCUGUGGUCCUGGGAUACCUGCAGGACACGGUUGUGACUCCACUGACUCAGCAGGAAGAUGUCAAAUUAUAUGAUAUGGCAGAUGUGUGGAUGAAGAUCCAAGAUGUUCUGCAGAUGCUGUUGACUGAGUACUUGGAUAUGAAAAAUACUCGUACGUCCUCUGAACCAUCAGCUCAACUAAGCUAUGCCAGUACUGGACGAGAGUUUGCAGCCUUUUUUGCCAAGAAGAAACCUCAAAGGCCAAAAAACUCUCUUUUCAAGUUUGAGUCAUCCUCCCAUGCCAUCAGCAUGAGUGCUUAUCUGCGGGAACAGAGAAGGGAGCUGUAUAGUCGAAGUGGAGAACUGCAAGGGGAUCCUGAUGACAACUUAAUUGAAGGUGGAGGAACAAAAUUUGUCUGCAAACCUGGAGCCAGAAACAUCACUGUCAUAUUCCAUCCCUUACUAAGAUUUAUUCAGGAGAUUGAGCAUGCCCUGGGACUUGGCCCAGCCAAACAGUGUCCUCUUCGAGAAUUUCUUACCAUGUACAUCAAAAACAUCUUCCUCAAUCAGGUCUUGGCUGAGAUUAACAAGGAGAUCGAAGGAGUCACUAAAACAUCUGACCCCUUGAAGAUUCUCGCUAACGCAGACACCAUGAAGGUGCUGGGGGUGCAGCGGCCUCUCUUACAGAGCACAGUUAUUGUAGAGAAGACAGCGCAAGACCUGCUGAACCUGAUGCGUGACCUGAGCGCGUACUCAGACCAGUUCCUCAGCAUGGUGUGCGUGAAGCUGGAGGAGUACAAGGACACCUGUGCCACGGCCUACAGGGGUAUUGUCCAGUCAGAAGAAAAACUUGUCAUCAGUGCUUCUUGGGCCAAAGAUGAUGACAUCAGCAGACUCUUGAAAUCGCUGCCAAACUGGAUUAACAUGGCUCAACCCAAACAGCUGAGGCCGAAGAGAGAGGAAGAGGAAGAUUUCAUAAGGGCAGCCUUUGGCAAGGAGUCUGAAGUUCUUAUUGGGAACCUGGGUGAUAAGUUAAUCCCUCCACAAGACAUCCUCUGCGACGUCAGUGACCUCAAAGCUUUGGCCAACAUGCAUGAAAGCCUGGAAUGGUUGGCAGCUCGAACCAAGUCCGCUUUCUCCAAUCUUUCUGCAUCUCAGAUGCUUUCCCCUGCUCAAGAUGGCCACGUGAACAUGGAUCUUCCCCCAGUGUCAGAGCAGAUCAUGCAGACUCUGAGUGAACUUGCCAAAUCGUUCCAGGACAUGGCUGACUGCUGCUUGCUGGUCUUACAUCUGGAAGUGAGGGUUCACUGUUUCCACUAUCUCAUCCCGCUUGCAAAGGAGGGAAACUAUGCCAUUGUUGCUAAUGUGGAAAGUAUGGACUAUGACCCUCUCGUGGUUAAGCUUAACAAAGAUAUCAGUGCCAUUGAAGAAGCCAUGAGCGCCAGCCUUCAGCAACACAAGUUCCAAUAUAUCUUCGAAGGCCUGGGCCACCUGAUCUCCUGCAUCCUCAUCAACGGUGCCCAGUACUUCAGGCGCAUCAGUGAGUCCGGCAUCAAGAAAAUGUGUAGGAACAUUUUUGUUCUUCAGCAGAAUUUGACCAACAUCACUAUGUCGCGGGAGGCGGACUUGGACUUUGCAAGGCAGUAUUACGAGAUGUUGUACAACACGGCUGACGAGCUCUUGAACCUGGUGGUGGACCAGGGCGUGAAGUACACGGAGCUGGAGUACAUCCACGCCCUGACCCUGCUGCACCGCAGCCAGACCGGGGUGGGAGACCAGACCACCCAGAACAUGCGGCUGCAGCGGCUCAAGGAGAUCAUCUGUGAGCAGGCUGCCAUCAAGCAAGCCACCAAGGACAAGAAAAUAACCACCGUUUAACUGGGUGUGGUGUGGUGGGGGGCAAGGGUCAUUUUCGUUUCCUAAGCCAUACAUUUUCCUCUGGUAUGUUAUUUGUCAUAGUCUGACCUGACUUAGUUUUCUCACCACUAAUGCUUUAGUGGAGAGAAGGUACCUGGGUCAUUACGAAAGUUUUGAGAUACACAAAAAUCAAGUAACAUAAAAUUCAUACUGACAGAAAGGAUUGAAGCCCUCCCAGCAAGUUGAAACAUACACAGGUCAAUCAAAAAGAACAGUCAACUGUGUUUCUUGGAAGUGAUAUAAUGGACUAACACAGUCUGUCUGAAAACCUUUGUAGUGACUUACAUAUAAGGCUUUUCUCUUUAGUUUGGCUUUCAUAUAAAUUCUGAUGUCUGCAGUACAGAAUGUUCUGAUUGAACAACUACUUUAAUGCUGUCAAGCCUAAAGGGACUGGGUGGGCCAGGGGGGAACAUGGUGUCAAAUUGUUGGACUCUGAAAAAUGAACGGAUGAAUUACUAAUGCUUAUUGCCGAACGAAUAUAAAAUUCUAGCCUUGGGAAGUAGACCGCUACCUAAAUUUCAGUACCUUCCUAAAAUCACUUGAUAGGGUUCUUAUUAAUAUUACAUGAACAGUAGGAUUCUUGCUCUCUUGACCUUGUCAGUUUUCAAUUCAGUGGAAUAAGUGUAUGUGCAUUGCUUUCUGUCUCUAUUGCCAAAAUCAAAUAAAUGGCUUCUCAGCUGGCCGUUGUUCUCAACCAAUUUCCCUAACCAAAACAGGACUUCCUCCAGGCUGGGGGAAAGAAAGUCAUUUUAUCCCAAUCCCUUGGAGAGUUUUGUAUGCUGUAAGUUGUACAGGUUAUGGCUUGGUUUAUUGCCUUUUUGUUUUAUUUCUGCUGUAUCCAAGCCACAAGCCAUAAAAUUAAUGACAAAAAUGGAAGAACAAAAGGUGAUUCAACCCUCUGCUUGAUGUUCCCCUCUAAUUUCCAAGCAAAAAUAAUGGUUAGAGAACUUUUUACCUCACCUGAAACAUUGGGGGUGAAUGAUCCUGAGGUGCCUGUUCUCCUUAAAGCCCCUAUUUUUCUCUCGCUUGGAAAGUAACCCAGGUUUGCUCAGCUGAGUGUAAGGGAGAUGGGGCAGUGUGAUGUGUGGUUACCAGCUGGGCCUGUCUCUGUCUUGCUGACCCAUGGUGUGGGCACCCCCUGUAUUGCUGGCACACAAAACCUCACCACUGUCCCCAGGUCCCCAAGUCCUCUCGAGCCUGUGGUUCAUAUGUCACAGAAGGAAAUGGUGCACUGACCAAGAUGCAUCUUGGAGACACAUGGGAAGGACAGCAGGAAGGACUGUGCACACACGCCCUGGUGAUUGGGGAUUUCAGACCUGUGUACACAAUUUUGGUCUUGGUGGGAAAAACAAACAAAAUUAAUAAAUGUUUUGAGAAGCUUAAA
Nycticebus coucang (slow loris) is the source of this 4403-nucleotide messenger RNA. RefSeq names its product exocyst complex component 4 (gene EXOC4). NCBI's taxonomy places the organism in Eukaryota, Metazoa, Chordata, Mammalia, Primates, Lorisidae. The record is from RefSeq and is a predicted model, not a curated record. The transcript is spliced from 18 exons. Gene Ontology annotation, biological process: exocytosis; chemical synaptic transmission; Golgi to plasma membrane transport. Gene Ontology annotation, cellular component: synapse; exocyst; growth cone membrane. Bases 53 to 2980 code for a protein of 975 amino acids.